CCGCCCGCCCGCCAGCCCGAGCGAGCGGCCCGGGACGCGGAGGGGGCCCGCGCCGCGCCGGGCGCCGCCUCUCUGGCCGCCAUGUGCUCCCAGCUCUGGUUCCUGACGGACCGGCGCAUCCGCGAGGACUACCCGCAGGUGCAGAUCCUGCGCGCCCUCCGGCAGCGCUGCUCGGAGCAGGACGUGCGCUUCCGGGCGGUGCUCAUGGACCAGAUCGCCGUCACUGUCGUCGGCGGCCACCUCGGCCUUCAGCUGAACCAAAAGGCUCUCACCACUUUCCCGGAUGUGGUGCUUGUUCGGGUGCCCACACCCUCCGUGCAGUCAGACAGUGACAUCACAGUCCUGCGACACUUGGAGAAGUUGGGCUGCCGCUUAGUCAACCGCCCACAGAGCAUUUUAAACUGCAUCAACAAAUUCUGGACAUUCCAAGAGCUGGCUGGACAUGGUGUCCCCAUGCCAGACACCUUCUCCUAUGGUGGGCAUGAAGACUUUUCAAAAAUGAUUGAUGAAGCCGAGCCCCUGGGCUACCCGGUUGUGGUGAAGAGCACGCGAGGACACCGGGGAAAAGGUGUUUUUCUUGCAAGAGAUAAACAUCACCUCUCAGACAUCUGCCAUCUGAUCCGCCAUGAUGUGCCCUACUUGUUCCAGAAGUACGUGAAGGAGUCCCAUGGAAAAGAUAUCCGAGUGGUGGUGGUAGGUGGUCGGGUGAUAGGCUCUAUGCUUCGCUGCUCCACAGAUGGACGGAUGCAGAGCAACUGCUCUCUUGGUGGUGUGGGCGUUAUGUGCCCUCUGACAGAACAAGGCAAGCAGUUGGCUAUUCAAGUGUCCAACAUCCUGGGCAUGGACUUCUGUGGCAUUGAUCUCCUCAUCAUGGAUGAUGGCUCCUUUGUGGUGUGUGAGGCAAAUGCCAAUGUUGGUUUCCUUGCCUUUGACCAGGCAUGCAACUUAGAUGUAGGCGGGAUCAUUGCAGACUACACCAUGUCCUUGCUGCCUGAUAGGCAGGCUGGGAAGAUGGCCAUCCUCCCAGGACUGUCUAGUCCCAGGGAAAAGAAAGAGCCAGAUGGCUGUGCUCCAGCUCAGGGAGUUGCAGAGAGUGUCUACACCACCAACAGCGGAUCUACCUCUAGUGAGAGUGAGCCUGAACUGGGAGAGAUCCGGGAUUCCUCAGCAAGCACAGUGGGGUCUCCUCCCCCCCUGCUGUCUGAAUCCGGCUACAACAUUAAUAACAGGAUUGCUUCAGAAUUAAAACUUAAGUGAAUUCCUGCUUUUGGGCAGCAUUUAAACCAAAUUCUACUGCUUCCCUAGUAGUUGUGAGUGAAUAAAAUCUGGACUAAAGUGAUUUCAUUUGCACAGAAACUAGAAAUCCCGUCUGGGCACUCAGCAUUCUUCCUGACAACGAUUUGAGCAAAUGGCCUAACUUUGUGGUUUUCACAAAAACUAAUAUCAAACACUCACCAAGAACAACAUCCCAACGGGUCACUUUGAGACCCAUGUCUGCCACAAGCACUGGGGAAUUACGACUGACUUGAAAGUGCUGAUUCUGUGCUGUGGCUUCUGGCUUUUAGCAGCAGAGCCCAUGAACUCAGAACGGCUCCUGGAAGUACUGUGUUCAAGAGCAACCACCCAACAGAGGCAUGUGCUGAGAGGUGGAAUGUGAUUGCAAUUAUGUGCUCUUCACUAAGUGUGUGUGCAUGUGUGUGUGAGAGAGAGAUGCUUGGAGAAUACACAGUUCAAACACUACUAGAGGAUCAAUCUCUGCUCCCCAUCAAUCACCAUCUUGGCCAUAUUUCUCUGACACUCAGGAUAUGGUGUUUUAGGGAGCUUCCUCAUGAGCAUUUUCAAUGAGGUACUUUGUAGAAAGUAAAACUGAACAUUCUUGACUCCACUGGUUAGCAAGUGUCCUGCACUGUAACUGGGACUUUCUACAAAUUGCUUUGCCACUAUGAAUUUAUAGACCCUGCUUCAACUCAUGGCAGCCCCAGCAGCCUAUUGCACCUCUGCGGCCUUUGGCCUUAGCUGGAAAUGUACUUCAGUGAGCUCUGGCCACACACUUGAUUUCUUAUACGUGCACUAGAAUUGAACACCAUGACUUUCCUUUCAGUGGACCCUCUUCUCUUGUCAUCCAGAAGCCAGUGGGUUUUUGUCACAGCUUCUAGAAGAUAAUCAGCUUCCCCAGUCCCCCACUAAAACAUUGUGUACUGCUUAGCUGUAGGAGGUUUCCCUCUAUGAGUUAAUGUGGGCCUUUUGGGUAGAUAACAGCCAUUGGAAACGCUCCAGUCUCCUUAACAUGCUAGUGUUUUCCAGGUUCCAGAGAUCAGUCCCUACCCACUUUACCAAAUUGGGGAGACUCAGAUGUCAGGAUUACUCAUUGUACAUGUGACAGGUGGGGUUGGGAGGCUGGAUAAUGUAGAUAUGACACCAAGGAGCUGAUGAUCCUUCUCUUGAGGUAAAUCAUGGAGAUGGAGUUUUCAAUUUCUGCUUAUAGGAAGUAUGACAAAAAUGAGCAAGGCUACCUUUUAACCAAAUACACUAAAACAUGUGCACUCAGUUACCAUAAUCUGAGUCAUUUCCUUGGGGGACCAUCCUCUUGAGCUAUGAUGUUGCAUGUGCCAAGAAUGCAUAGAAUUCCUCUUUGGAAUUAUCUCUGAAGCCAUGCAAGGAAAGAGGCCUGACAGCCUUAUAGCUGUCACACCUCUCCAGAGGUGGUUCCAAGCACUGUCACCCAUUUUAUGUGUUGGACUUACCUUCUAAUGCUCUUUGGCUAUUAAAAAAAAAGUCAUUGCUCAAAAAUAGAGGUCUUCUCUUAAAGGACAAACACCAACACUGAGGAAGUUUACAACUGGACAGUUUCCAAGGAGGGCUCUAGAAAUGUUCUGACUAAGGUUUACUGGAUUAAACACACGUCUUCCCAAGGUGACUAGUUUGAAGGCAACAACCCAAUGUGGGUGUAUAAAUUCCUGUAUACUUACUCUGCUAUAAAUGUAAAAUGUAUAUAAAGUCAAACUCCUACAUUUUGUCACAGCACAUUUAAAUAGAAAUUGGCUUUUAAAAUAUGGUGGCUAAAAUCAGAUCUCACCAAGUAACAGUUGUACAAGUGAGAAAUGUUCGGCGCCAUGUAAUGGAGAUGUCCACACUACAUAGUAGUAGUUUAAAUGCAGUCCAACAUAGGGUGCAUGCCACUAAAAUUAACUCUAAUAAUGUCUUGUACAGUUGAAAAUGACAAUACUUCACUUUUACAUAGGUUAAGACAUGUACCUUUAUCGCUCAGGGUGGGUCUAGUUGAAGGAUAGUUCUAAGUCUGUUCUUAACUAGAGUUGGCCAGAUGCUUUCUGCAUAAACAUCUGUACCAAGUGAUGACCUGGAAGCUGCAUUCACUCAUUCCUGCUGUUUAGUGUAAGCCCCACCUCCCUACUUUAUCUAAAAGGAUGCUAUCAGCCUUCCUUCUGAGCAGAGCAGCUAGAGGGUGCUUCCAGGUUUGUCAGAAGGGGCCCAUUUUCCAGCUGCAAGUGGCAUCUGUAGUCACUGGCAUCACUGCUUGGAACUUAGCCCUGUCUAGAAGCAGAGAAAGCCAGACCACAGCUGGAUCAUAGCCCUGCUCCAGGAUCUCCCUUACUGGCUGUGGGCCCUGUGAGCCUCAGCCAGGCAGCCGGGCCACACUUGUCAGCUGCCCACAAGGCCCGUUGGAAGGGACAUGGGGCACAGAGCCAGAUCCUGGUUCUGGCUCUCCCCUCCAAUCACUGACUGACCUUGUACAAUAGGUGGACCCCAUGACUCCAUUUCCCACUCUUUUGAUAGGGAGAUGCCUGUUACAUUUACCUCUUGGGGGUGUUUGUGGUUAAAGUGAGUUAAUGAGUAUGCAUUAUAUGGGAGGUAGUGAAGAACACCUCCCACACCUGGUUUUAUGAUGGUUGUCACUCCUCCUCUGUGGGAGUUAAGAAAGGAAGAAAAAGGACAUGAAUUCUUGGUAUAAGCACACUGAACAGUGGUAGGGGACCUGAAAAAGGAUGCAGCUUCCCAGAGGCCUUACAACCUGAAAGGAGUAAGGCUCUUGGUGUAUUCAAACAGCCUUCUGGAUGUAUUGCAUAUAAUCUGAAACUCUUGACUCUUGUAUAUCAACUAAGUCUUCCUUAUGUAACAUAAAUUGUAGUGUAUGUAUAUAAUUUUCCCAUUAUCUGGUAGUAGCAUCUUUAAACUGGUCAAAACUUGAAUGCCAAUAGCUCAGUCACUCAGAAUAUAUAUGAUUCUGCACUUGGGAAAAUGUAUUCAUGCUAUCUGUCUGAUUGAUGAUGGAUAUGGGGUUGCCAGAAUGUGGAUUUGGGACGUCAGGUCUUUAGGAUCUUAUAUGCAAUAUAAGUUGAUCAUUAGCUAUUACUGUCACAUUUGCAGACUCAGUGCCCCCAGUUAAGAAGGAAUUCCCUGACAACAGGAUGGGGAGAGGAGGCAAAGGAAGAGAAAGGCCUGGGAUAAUUUUGUGACAUUUCAGUUGGAGAAAUAAGAAACUGGGAUCAUUUGGAAUUCUACUGGGAAGGAAGAAAAAAAUGGCUCUCCAGAGGGCUGUUUUAAUGAAAGAAUUAAGAACAUGUAUUAAUUAGAAGUAGGUUGAAAUUAUUCUGUAUAGAGAAAAUGAGAUGCGAGGAUUCUCUUCCACCCUGGUGGAAGUGGGAGAGACAUGCCUCAUCCCUCCUUUAAGUCUUGAUGAAUGCUAUUCUUAGGAUCACUCUGAAUGUACAUCAGGGAAAGACUGCAGCAGUUAGCUGGGGGUUCCAGGACCACAGACCCUCCCAGCAGUUAAUGACCAAAAUACCAUGUGUAGGGAAGUCUAAAGCCACAGCUGUCUGAGGUAAGUUAAGGAGCCAUGUCAGAAAGUGAAUCUAAAGUCAGUAAUAAUUUCACUUUAUUUCAUAAUAAUUUUCAGCUUAAUAAUCUUCUCUGUACCUGGAAGGUGAGGCUCCUAUUGCCAAGCUAUGCAGAUGUUUUGGGAAGAGCUCUGACAACAGCUAACAACAGUCCCUGAAGUUAGUGUUCUUAGAUCUGCUGCUGUAGCCUUAAAGACAUCCUGGUGCAGUUUUUGACUGCCUCUGAGACUCAAGAUCAGAUCACAGCUUUAAAAUGUUUUUACCUGGAAGACCACUCAUCUCAGGAAUAUAUUGUUUUAAUUCUUUCUUGAAACUGUUAUGUUUUCAUUCCAAGUCUACUGCUAGACUCUGCAGCACUCCCUUCUAAAACUCAAACAACUGAGUACAAAAACUUUGUUCUUUCAAGCCUUUCAUUUCUUCCCCCCUGUGUGCUUCCUGAACCAACACUGGCACUGUUCUGGGCCCUCUGCUGGCACCUCAUCCCUUUUAACUUUAAGUAGUCUCACUCUGGCACAUCAUGCUCAGUGGGGCUCUGAGGCAACACCAAGAAAGUCACCUAUCAAGCCAUGUUUGAGCCGCAGGAAUAGCAGCACUUGGGAGACCAGUCCCCUGAUGUAUAGGUGGGGAUCUGAAACUCAGAGGCCAAGAUCGCCUAGCUCGUCAGCAGCAAGGCUGGGACCCAGGUGAUCUGAUUUCCUGUCCAGUGUGGUGUUUAUUCUUCCACAGUGUCUGGCACUUGCUGCCGUCUGGACCCACCCUUGGCCUAUUCGUUUCCCUACUCCUGAGCCUAUGCUCUGGAUCAACACAGUGACAAUGUGCUAGCAAUGAAGGAUUCAGUUCCUGGAUGGCUUCUAGCUGAGAGGCCCAAAGGCGUAUGUGAGAUUUCCAUGGUGCAGGCUGGGUCAUGGCCUGUGCCUUUAGACCAGCCAGGACCAUUUGGCCCCACCUCAUACCAUCAGCGAUGGGAUAUGAGGGAGAAGGCCCUGCCAAACUGACUGAAGCCUUCCCUGGCCCCAGUUUGGCCAGUGUUCCCUCACAGCAGAAUGUCUUGGAAUUCGUGGAGGCCUCUGUGGGCCUCUGCAGAAGCCAAGGGUUUGAAGGUCCCGAACUCUCACAGGCACCCCGUGGGAGAAUCCUGAUUGAUACAUACCCUCCAGUCGCCACAAGUCAGAAGUCUCCUCCCACUCCAGUUCCAGUGCAUCUCCCUUGCAGCCAGCCGCCAGGUGCAGAUUCUUCCCUGUUGUCACCCAUAGGUCAGCUGAGGACCCCCUGCCCCUUGAGAUGCAGACAAGUCAGAAAGCUGGGCCUUUGGAUCUCUGUGAUUUCUAAGGGACCUAAUUCUGGUGUCACUGCUGACUCCAGUCUUCACUACCUCAUUUCAUUGUUGUCUCAUCCCCACACUGCAUCAGCUGAGUCAAGAAGCACAGUUCUCUCCCCAAAAUUCAGAUGAGUCAGUGUGUGUGUGUAUGUGUGGGCACAUGCACACCCGUGUGCCUGUGUAUUUCAGUGAUGUGAGAAAAUGGCAUUGCAGCAGCGCAGACAUGGCACCCCCAUUCAUAAAAUGUUCUGACACAUUACAGAAGGAUCCACACCUUCCACUCCACGUGGUACCUGUCUCCUUGGGACGAACCGAAUCCAUUUAUGCUCUCUUGUACAGCAGUACAGGCAUUCCUUUCCUUAAUUUGAAUCCUGCCAACUCCCUUACCUUCAAGAUUUCACCUACCAUGGGUGGCUUAUUAAGGGCAUUGUCCUAAACAAAGGUGGCUCCCUCCUCAAGGGGAGCCCAUGACAUCUCUUCAGGUGAUAGGUUUUUCAUCCCACUACACUAGCCAGGCAUCACAACCAUCACACCACUCACUAGCUGUCAGGGUUGUCAUGCUUCAUGGAAGGCAGCAGGGACAAUGGUGCCAAUUUGAUGUAGCCCCCACCCAAAUCCUGACUCCAUAACUUACAGCUGUGUGACCUCAGGAAAGUCCCUUAAUCUUGCUAAACCUUCACUUCAUCACCUAGAAUGUGAUGAAUACAAUCUUGAACGUGAAACACUUAACCAUGGGCCUGGCUUUCAGCAGGUUCCUUUCCUCUCACUUCCUCCACUGUCAGCAGUCACAACAGCUCCCUCCCACCACGGUGGCUCAGGGCCAAGGGAUAAAAGCCAGCAGACAGCAGCUUUACAGCUGGGGAAAAGAAAAGAUGUUGGGGAGAGCUGGCGGCUGCUCAAGCAGGCUGUGGUUUAGGCUUAAUGAUUGGAAGUUCUCAUCAGUCCUUGAGACAUGAUGCUAUGGUGUAAGAUUCAGGGGUGUACUGGGCUUAGAAGAAUCAUGGAGGAAAGGCUGCCUCAGACAACUGGGAGACUGGAAAGCUGAUGAGCAGCCUGACCUUGGAUGAUUUAGCACCUGGUUUCUUUGGCUCUUCCUGUAUUAGGUCUGCUGCCUUUGCAUCAAAUGGAAAGAGGAGGUGCCAGAGACUUGAAUGAAAUCUGUCAAACAGACAAGGUGAGGGGAGUGCAGAAGGCCAGGGGCUGGGAAGGGAACUCUGAUGACCCAGCAGCACCAUCUGGACUGGGCAGGGGUGACAGCCCUGAGAUCAGAUGGAACUAGCCAACAAAGUGGCUAAAAUUCUGCCCUGGACCUGUCCUGAGUGGGACUCCCAGAAUCUCCUAUGUAGAAGGAAUGCUGCUACCCUGUAAGGGGAGAGCUGGGGCUCUCAAUCACUCUGCAGGACUAAUAAAGGUCUUUGUGAAGGCAGGACUGGGCAGGUGGCUGGUUUGUUUAGUCCCACCCUGAGGUCCCCAGAGCACCAGUGGUGUGCAGACUGUUCAAUUUUCAGGAAUUUUGUGAGCUGGUUGUUAAACACAGCCAUCAUUAAAAAUUAAAUUACAUAAACCUACAGUUAAAUAAAGUAUAUUAGAGACAUAGGUAAUAAAUACUAAAAACUUAUCACUUCCGAAUAAUUUUACUACAUUUGUAUCACAUGUGCUCUCGAGGUUAUGGACACUUACCGCGUUUGUGCAGCAGACAUGCUGUAUAACGGUGCAUGCACUACUGCACAUCUCCUGACUCCACCAUUCAGCGACAUCACGUUGGUAACUUGACAUCAGCCACGGUGGGAACAGCUACCCCACGGAGAUGAGCAGACACUACAUACCAAGUUUUCCCCCUGGAGAGCUGGUUGUGUUACGGAAAAUACUGGAAAACCUGGACUGGAUCACUGACGGAAGAACCAAGUGGCACUCGGAGGUCUUGGAGUGUUG
Manis javanica (Malayan pangolin) is the source of this 8106-nucleotide messenger RNA. RefSeq names its product ribosomal modification protein rimK like family member A (gene RIMKLA). Gene Ontology annotation, molecular function: N-acetyl-L-aspartate-L-glutamate ligase activity; ATP binding; metal ion binding. NCBI's taxonomy places the organism in Eukaryota, Metazoa, Chordata, Mammalia, Pholidota, Manidae. Gene Ontology annotation, cellular component: cytoplasm. Gene Ontology annotation, biological process: protein modification process. The record is from RefSeq and is a predicted model, not a curated record.